GUUUUGUUUCUUUAUUUUGUCAUCAUUUAUAUUUACAAAUACAUUGCCAUAAAUCGGGCAGGUCCUUUUUUUACACAAUUAAUUAAAUACCAGUAAUCAUGUACACAUACAUACGGCAUUCCUGUGCCUUGCCCUGGCAACCAUGUCCCUCCACCUCACCUCCGGGCUUCCAUCCCACACUUGGAAAAGCGCAUUAUCAACGGCUUCAACAUGACCGACCCUCUCUCCCCGGAAACUGUCGCCGUGUACCGUUAUAUUGGCACAGGAAAAAGCAACUGCGGAGGCACCCUCAUCUCCAACAACUACGCGGACCGUAGGCUGCAGACUGAGGCUACAGCGCUGGACGUUAUAAUUCACCCAGAAUACUUUGCGUCAAAUCGCAAUGCCAAGUUUGACAUUGGUGUGGUAAAGAUAAACCCGAUUGGGUUUAAUAAGAACACCAAGAGAAUGCCUAUUUACGACGGUCCCGUGUAUGAGGGCCAGAAUUUGUUGGCAAUGGGCUGGGGCGCAAUGGAGGACGGUGCAAAGGACCCGGAUAUGAUGCGUGGUGUCUUGGUUAUUGCUGGCAACAGCACAAUGUGUCAGAGAUUUGUGCCUGAGUUUAAGGACAAUAAUGACACAUGCCAGGGUGAUUCAGGAACCGGCCUGGCAAUUGCUGUGGGUGGAAAGAUGAUGUUUGCGGUUCCGUGUGGAAACCCUACAGGUGCCGAGUUUUUUGUGCGUAUAUCGUAUCAGUUGGACUUUAUAAUGAAAAAUACUGGGUUGUCGAAGGAGUAUUUACUUGGCGAGGUUGACGAGUAGCUUUUUGUUUCUGUUUUUUCUAUGGAUUAAUUUUUUUGGUUUGUCUUGAUUUAUUUAUCUUUUUUAUUCUUUUUUAUUCACUUGGUACCGUAAAAAAAAAAU
Molecule: messenger RNA, 903 nt
Organism: Kickxella alabastrina
Lineage: Eukaryota; Fungi; Kickxellomycota; Kickxellomycetes; Kickxellales; Kickxellaceae
Product: trypsin-like cysteine/serine peptidase domain-containing protein
Exons: 4
Coding region: 211-801 (196 amino acids)
Biological process (GO): proteolysis
Molecular function (GO): serine-type endopeptidase activity
Source: RefSeq, a predicted model, not a curated record